This is a messenger RNA of Sinocyclocheilus anshuiensis, 698 nucleotides long. RefSeq names its product hairy-related 12 (gene her12). The record is from RefSeq and is a predicted model, not a curated record. Bases 34 to 507 code for a protein of 157 amino acids. Gene Ontology annotation, biological process: regulation of DNA-templated transcription. The transcript is spliced from 2 exons. NCBI's taxonomy places the organism in Eukaryota, Metazoa, Chordata, Actinopteri, Cypriniformes, Cyprinidae. Gene Ontology annotation, molecular function: protein dimerization activity; DNA binding.
CACAGAAGAAAAUCAAGCUGUUCCAGCCUGGACAUGGCACCUCAUUUGGUUACGCUUUCCUCUUUUGACCAUCUUCACUUCAGUGAUAAGGACAAAAUGAAGCGGAGGAAACCAGCUAUUGAAAAGAUGCGCAGAGACCGCAUCAACGACUGCAUCGACCAGCUCAAGAGUCUCCUGGAGAAGGAGUUUCACAGCCACGACCCCAGUGCCAAACUGGAGAAGGCCGAUAUUCUGGAAAUGACUGUCUGCUUUCUCAAACAGCAGCAGCAGCAGCAGCUUCCUCAGAGGGACUAUAAUGAAGGCUACUCUCACUGCUGGAGGGAGUCUGUCCACUUCCUCACUCUUCAUUCCACCGGAGGAAGAUCCGGCCGGGAGCUCCAGCACCUCCACAACGCUCAGCGAGUGAGUGCUGCUAUCAGCUCCGCUCCACCGGCACCUUCCUCUAAACUGAGCACGGCUGGUUUGCAACAGCCUGACAGCAGGAGGCCCGUCUGGAGACCCUGGUAGAGAUGCUGUGAACUGUAAACCCUGAGCGACAGUCAUAGUAAUGUCUCUCAUAAAAGUAGGAGAUUAAUUUCCAAAGUGUACAUUUGUAUCAUCAUAUUGAUUGACAAAAACUUUAGACAAACAUGUGUUUGUCAAUAGAAAGAGGUGGAUUUAUGUGAUUCUUGUUCUGUUUUAAUAGCUCAUAAUGUGCU